CCAAAUAGCCAAAAGUAUCAUGAUUCAGCUAGUUAAAGUCUAAUUUUCUUGACGGUUUUUCUAUUAUCAUUCGUCGAUAUUGUCAAUAACAUAAUUAACAAGAAGAAUGGAUGUUAUCAAGGCGAAAAUGAAGAAGAAUCUGAUUGCCAAGGCAUGGAGGAGGUGUACGUCUUCAACAUCAUCAAGCACAAGAACUACUUCUUUCAAGUACUACUUGAAGCGCAGCUUCACGACAAACAUGAUCGAUCACAAGCGGAAGAGUAAUAUUAACACUCAAGCAGCUCCUUACGGUUGCUUUCCGGUCUAUGUGGGACCAGAAAAGCAAAAGUUCGUGGUGCGGGCAGAGUUUGCUAAUCAUCAAUUGUUCAAGAUCCUUCUAGAGGAUGCAGAAUCGGAGUAUGGCUACAACAGCGAUGGCCCUAUUUUGCUUCCUUGCGACGCCGGUUUGUUCUACAAAGUGCUUGCGGAGAUGGAGAGCGGUGAUGGAGAUUUUACGAGCACUAGUCCCAGUUGCAGCUUCAUGCUUUGCAGUCCAAACAAUGGUAUUGGUUAUAAAUAUGGAGGUUAUAAGCUUCUUAGCCCUUCACGUAGCUUGCUCAAGAUCAAUCAGUUUUGAGUGUUUAAAAGGACUAUUAGAAGGGCUUUACAUCCUUUAUGACGAGGGGAUAUAU
Messenger RNA from Morus notabilis, 671 nucleotides. Its product is annotated as auxin-responsive protein SAUR71. Gene Ontology annotation, biological process: response to auxin. The coding region runs from base 107 to 616 and encodes 169 amino acids. Lineage: Eukaryota; Viridiplantae; Streptophyta; Magnoliopsida; Rosales; Moraceae. The record is from RefSeq and is a predicted model, not a curated record. The transcript has a single exon.